AAAAUAAGAAAAUUAAGAAUACCAUCUUUAAUUUUGUCUCCCUAAAGGAUUAAUUAUCAUGGUCUGGCUAACGAACUGCAUCUUCUCAAUCCUGAACGUCAUGAUGAUGAUGUUCGGCAUCGGCACCAUGGCGACGGCGGGGAUAAUGCAGGUGGCCGGAAGCAAUUCGGACUGCCAGAAAUCGUUGCAGAGCCCGUUGCUGAUAAUGGGCUGCUUCCUGUUCUUCAUCUCGUUGAUGGGCCUGAUCGGCACCUGCUGCAGGAUGAGAGCGGUGCUGUGGAUCUACUCCUUCUUGACGUUUCUCAUGAUACUGGCCGCCUUGGCUUUCGUCGUGUUUGCCCUCGUCGUCACCAAUUCCGCCGCCGGGAAGGCACUCACCGGCGUCGGGUACGAGGAGUACCGGCUGCGGGACUACUCCGAUUGGCUCCGGGAUCAUUUCGUCAGCGGGAAGCGGUGGAGCAAGGUCAAGAGUUGCAUGGCCGACGCCGAUGUUUGUGGGGGCUCCAUGCUUGAUCCUCAUGAAUCCAAGUCUUGGACCAUUUUGCAGGGUAGCUGCUGCAAGCCACCAGAGGAGUGCGGGUUCGUCAAAUCGAGCAACAAGAAGGCGAUGUGGGUGAUGCCGGCGCGGUCAUCGACCAAGGACGCGGACUGCGCCGCAUGGAGCAACGAUCCCAGCAAAAAGUGCUUCGACUGCAGCUCCUGCAAAGCCGGCGUGCUGGAAGACGUCAGGAAAGAAUGGAGGACGCUGGCUAUCAUCAACCUCUGUCUUCUUCUGCUCUUUGUCCUCAUUUACUCUGUUAGUUGCUGCGCCAGGAGAGGGAUCAACCCUUACUGUACUAAGAACUACAAAGGGUAUUACUACCCUUGAUUGAGUU
Linum tenue is the source of this 875-nucleotide messenger RNA. NCBI's taxonomy places the organism in Eukaryota, Viridiplantae, Streptophyta, Magnoliopsida, Malpighiales, Linaceae. The record is from the annotation of a GenBank genome assembly.